AUGGAGGAAGCGCUGCCUCGAAGAGGCUCAUCAGAACCUGAUGAGGUUUCAGCGUUGCUGGGACCCGAUCUAGAAGGAUUGGAGACCGCUGUGGAACACACCGGUGAAGUAAUCUUGAGCAACACUGUGGGUGGUACCGACAGCAAUGAGGGUCGGUGGUUCAAGGAAAGCCAGGUACACCACUCUCGUUUUGGAUGGCGGAAACCGGGUGUUGAGAUUUUGUGCUUUGUGAUCGGGUUGAUCUCGUUUGCAGAAAGUUUGACACUUUCGCCAACUAUUGUUAUGUCAGUGGAGAAAAGUUGUGAAGUGGCCAUGCGGGACGGCGUGUGCGAUAGGGCACAGGCACAACGAGUGUUUUCAGAAAUCCAGUCGGUCCGCAUGCUUUUGGCUGGAACGGUAAGCACACUUUUGGCAGGCAAAAUGGGCGAACUAUCGGACCGGUUUGGCAGGAAACCCAUCUUACAAUACAUAGGGCUCGUGCGUUUGGUGUCCGUCGUUGCCAUAAUGUACACGAUUUUACCACAAACGCGGUUUUCCAGGACCGGCAUCAUGCUGGCCAAUAGCAUCACGUCUGUUGGUGCAGAUCUCAUGGUUCUCAUUGCAACGGGGAAUAGUUACAUCGCAGAUUGUACGGAACCAGCAUCGCGCACGAUGGCCCUUAGCUUUCUGAUGAGUACCAUAUAUGGGACCAUGGGCUUUGGGCCUCUGAUCGGAUCAGCCUUGGUCAGGCUCUCGAACAAUAACAACUUUGCUCCGUUUAUCGUGGCCAUGGUCUUGAUCCUGGGGUGUUUGCUGUUCGUUACGUUUGGAUUGAUGGAGUCUCGUCAUGCCCAGGCAUUGGAACACAGCCAGCUCAAGUUCCAGGACCGUCGUCGCAGCUUCGACAGCAUUCUAUCGAACACGUCGUCCGGGUCGCUUCACAAUCGUGGCCGCUACCAUCUGGUGAUGUUUCUGGACCUUUUGUCACCUUUGAAGAAGUUGUGGCUUCCGCCAUCCGCUGACGGCUCUUUUGUGGCCCGCCGCAGCGUUCUGACCUUGGUCGCUAUGGACAUUUGUUAUAUGAUGUCGACCGCGGCCAUUAUGGGACCCAUGGUGCUGUAUGGCACCUUCAAGUACAACUGGACGUCUGUGACGUUGGGUUACUUUAUGUCGCUUGUAGGAAUUGGCCGGACUCUGAUUCUCUUGGUGCUGGCCCCGGUGCUGCUUGUUUGGCUCAAAAAACGUCACACACGGUUGGACAACUCCGUGGACAAUAUCGAUUUGACCUCCAUGCGCGUGGCAAUGAUUUCUGUUACGGCUUCAAUAGCAAUGGCCGCUGUUGGCGACCAGCGAGGGUUUUCCAUGAUAGUGUUUGCGUGUUUUCAAGAUGUGAGUGCGAUAUUCUCGCCCACUUUACAGGCCACUGCAAUCAAGUACUUCUCGCACUCGUCGCUGGGCGAGGUUUUCGGGGCCUUGGCGUUGGUAAGAAGUGCUACAAUGCUGAUUUUCCCGGCUGCAUUUUUCCAAAUCUACGGCAGUACGGUAAAAACUCGACCCAUGGCAUUCAUGGUCCUACCAUUUUGCGCUGCGGCAAUGGCCGUCGGUCUCUCCUACACGCUGGACGUUGUCACAGACCCCGAGCGUCUACGAAGACCUUCCCAGACGUCACUAAGGCCCGGUUCUGCCGGCUACACGGACUCCGAGCCCCGGGCCUCCAAAUCUGCCGAUAGACGCGCUUCAACAGCCCAGACAUUACGAGCUCCCGCUUCCAAAUCUGGAGAGCCUGCUUCCCGCGCCAGCAAGUCUAAACCAGACUCACCGUCGUGA
Messenger RNA from Lachancea sp. 'fantastica', 1806 nucleotides. The record is from the annotation of a GenBank genome assembly. Lineage: Eukaryota; Fungi; Ascomycota; Saccharomycetes; Saccharomycetales; Saccharomycetaceae.